This is a messenger RNA of Chrysoperla carnea, 994 nucleotides long. RefSeq names its product coatomer subunit epsilon (gene epsilonCOP). The record is from RefSeq and is a predicted model, not a curated record. Gene Ontology annotation, molecular function: structural molecule activity; protein binding. Gene Ontology annotation, biological process: intra-Golgi vesicle-mediated transport; endoplasmic reticulum to Golgi vesicle-mediated transport; retrograde vesicle-mediated transport, Golgi to endoplasmic reticulum. The coding region runs from base 49 to 966 and encodes 305 amino acids. The transcript is spliced from 4 exons. Gene Ontology annotation, cellular component: COPI vesicle coat. Lineage: Eukaryota; Metazoa; Arthropoda; Insecta; Neuroptera; Chrysopidae.
GCUAUAUACAACAUUUAACUUCUGACAACACUAAUAACAAAUGUCAAAAUGGCACGUCAGCAAACAGAAGGAGAUGAAUUAUUCGAUGUAAAAAAUAAUUAUUACAUUGGAAAUUAUCAGCAAUGUAUAAACGAAGCACAAAAAUCCAAGGUAACCUCUCUGGAACUGGUAUUGGAACGAGACGUUUUCAUGUACCGGGCAUACAUUGCUCAAGGGAAAUACCGUGUCUUAUUCGAUGAAAUCAAACCAAAUUCAAAUAAAAAAUUACAACAUUUACGAAUGCUAGCUGAUUAUAAGGCAAACCCAGCAAAACGUCCACAAAUAAUUGCUAGUUUAGAAAAAGCAGCACCUACCGAUAGUGAAGCUGCAGAUGAUAAUGACUUGUAUCGAUUAAUUUGUGCAACAAUAUAUUAUGAAGAAGGCAAUUUAGACAGUGCUCUAGAAUAUUGUUUUUACACUGAUAAUCUUGAAUGUAAAGCUUUAAGUGUGCAAAUUUAUUAUCAAUUGCAUCGACCUGAUUUGGCACGGAUUGAAAUGAAAAAAAUGGUUGAGAAAGACGACGAUGCUACAAUCACCCAAUUGGUUCAAGCUUGGGUUUAUAUUUUUACCGGUGGAGAAAAAAUUCAAGAUGCUUAUUACAUAUACCAAGAAUUAGUUGAUAAAUAUGGUGAAACGUCGGCGUUGUUAAAUGGCCAAGCGGUUGCAUUUAUAAGUCAAGGCAAAUACAAAGAAGCUGAAGAAGCUUUACAAGACGCACUAGGAAAAGAUCCUAACGACCCUGAUACACUUAUUAAUAUGAUUGUUCUAUCACACCAUCAAGGAAAAUCGGAUGUUGCAAAUCGUUAUCUUUCACAAUUAAAAGAUUUAUCACCAAAUCAUCGAUAUGUGAAAAAUUAUGAACAGAAAAAAUUAGAUUUUCAACGAUUUUGUAAAUCAUAUGCGCCAUCAGUGACAGCCUCUGCAUGAAAAUUUGUAACAUAAAAUAAAAAAAUAG